This is a messenger RNA of Arabidopsis lyrata subsp. lyrata, 1174 nucleotides long. RefSeq lists its product as uncharacterized. The record is from RefSeq and is a predicted model, not a curated record. Bases 68 to 979 code for a protein of 303 amino acids. The transcript has 2 exons. NCBI's taxonomy places the organism in Eukaryota, Viridiplantae, Streptophyta, Magnoliopsida, Brassicales, Brassicaceae.
UUCCUUUAAACCCUUAAAAUUUUGAGAAUCGAACUCGUCUAUUCACCGCCGGUUUGCCGUCGCCGAUAUGCUUCGUCGUAUCUUUUACAAGCGUGCACGUGAUGAUUUAGCUUACUGCCAUCGUUUGUUGCACAUUCCAAAUAACGAACCAGAGUCUGACUCAAAGGUAAUUUCUGAAAUCAUUGGUAUAGUUUCAAAGAAAGAAGAAGCUGCAGUAGUUACGGAAUCAACUCAGCAUUGGCGUAAGAAUUGGCAAGAUUUGAGAAAGAAUAGGUUAACAGCUAGUAAUUUCUCGCGUGCUAUCGGAUUUUCGCCUGAUGGUAGACGAAAUCUUUGGUUAGAGAAAAUCGGGGCAGCAAAACAGUUUGCUGGGAACCGAGCUACGUUUUGGGACGUUGAGAAUGAGAUUGAAGCACUCGAGAGAUACACUGAGUUAACGGGAAAUGAAAUCCUCAUACCUGAGUUUGUUGUUUAUAAGAAUGGUGAAAAUCCUGAAGAAAACUGGUUAGGAGCUUCUCCUGAUGGAGUGAUUAAUUUAGUUAAAGACGGUGUUACUUCGAGGGGUGUGUUAGAAGUGAAAUGCCCGUUUAAUAAUGGGGGUACCUCGCAAAUGUAUCCAUGGAAGAAGGUUCCUUAUAUUUGUGUUCCGCAAGUUCAGGGUUUAAUGGAGAUUGUGGAUACAGAUUGGUUGGAUUUAUAUUGUUGGACUCGCAAUGGAAGUAGCCUCUUUAGAGUUUGGCGAGAUACCGCGUUUUGGGAAGAUAUGAAACCAGCACUUGUUGAUUUCUGGCAGAAGCAUGUUUUACCUGCAAGAGAGAUAUACAAUAACGUUGAUAUAAAGGAUCCUCAAGUGAAGCUGAUAGAGUUUAUGCCGAAGCAUUGGCAUGAAGAUUGCAAGAAGAUUAUGCGUGGAGCUGAAAGAAUCAGCGAAAAUGCGAACCGUUUGUUCUAUGAAAUCGACGGGAAUCUUGUAGACUGAGAUUUGGUAAUUGCUUAUGUGAAAUCUGCAAGCAGAAAGCCACGUUCCUUGUUUUCAUUUGAAUGUUAUUUUGCUUAGUGUGGAAUGUAGAAAACACUAAAUGAAGCUCUUGCAAUGAGCUAAGUACAUAUUUCAUACCUAUUGUAUACUCUGUUUCUUAGUCUCAUCACUUUUAAGAUGCUUCUCAAGUUUUCA